Messenger RNA from Panicum virgatum (switchgrass), 651 nucleotides. RefSeq lists its product as uncharacterized. The record is from RefSeq and is a predicted model, not a curated record. The transcript has a single exon. Gene Ontology annotation, molecular function: nucleic acid binding; RNA-DNA hybrid ribonuclease activity. Bases 1 to 651 code for a protein of 216 amino acids. NCBI's taxonomy places the organism in Eukaryota, Viridiplantae, Streptophyta, Magnoliopsida, Poales, Poaceae.
AUGUCCGUCAGCCAAUUUUGCCUAAACAAAGAGUGGGACAUCAACAAAGAAAGCAUGGACACCUACAUUGCAGAGAUCAGGAAACUUGAAAAAAAGUUUUCAGGAUUGGAAAUCCACCACGUCGUCCGUGACAACAAUGUGGCAGCAGACGUCCUUUCAAAGCUUGGUUCCGACCGAGCGGAAGUACCUCCAGGAAUUUUCGUCCAUGAGCUUCAUCACCCUUCAAUCAAUAUUUCCACCCCAAUGGAAGUCGACCUAGUUCCUCAAGGAACCAGUCGAGAGGUAGUGAUGAUCGAAGCUGAUUGGCGCACUACGUUUAUCGACUACAUCAAGAACAAAGUACUCCCACCGGGAAUCAAAAAAGACGAUGCAGAAGCAGUACGCAUCAUGCGUCGCAGCAAGAACUACGUCCUUGUCGACAACAAACUCUACAAGCGAGGUGUAGGAUCUGGAAUGCUCAUGAAAUGCGUCACAGCAGAAGAAGGAAAAGGAAUCCUACAGGAAGCUCAUGAAGGCACAUGUAGAAACCACGCGGCUUCACGCACGCUGGUUGGCAAAGUCUUCAGAUCAGGAUUCUACUGGCCCACAGCAUUAUCAGACACAGAGCUACUCGUCAAACGAUGCCUAGGAUGCCAGUACUUCUCCAAAUAG